AGUUCAAACAUCAAUUUUACCAUACAAAUUAUCCAUACAUAAAAGACCACUCUACAAAAUUCAAACAAAUCACAAUUACACUAAAUAAAAGCACACAGAAUGAGUGUAGUAAGAGUUAGAUUGUAGAAAAUUAGAAUUCAGGUAGGGUUUGGGGAGAGUAGAGCGACAAAAUAAGUGUGAGCGGGUAUUGUUACGACCCAAAAUGUCGUGACCGUGUUGAUCGUCUGAAGAACGCUGCCAUCUGGUCGUCUUGCCACGAGAGGGGUAAAGGGGGCGACAUUAGCGAGAAGGCGUUGUCUGCCUGUGCAUCGUUUCUGGAAGAGUCAGGAUGUGGCUAUGAAGGGGAUCGUUGCAAGAGAAGGCACAACUGGUCGGAGGCUAUUGUCGUCUUCCUGAUGAGCCCAAGGCAGGGCGAAACCAGUUGGCAUGCGUAUGCAGAGAAGCUGGUCUUGAGGAAGGAGUGCACCUCAAGACGCCGCACGGACUUCGGAAGUCUAUGUCCGUGACAAGUGGUAUCAGAGCCUAGUUAGGCUGAAGAGCCUAGUUCCUUUCUCAGUACGGCAUAGUUCGAGUAUGGGCCGACCCUAUGCCUAAAUGAGAGGCAGUCCUAGGUGUGCAUAUCAGGCGGUCCGGACGCAGAUACACAUGUGUUGCGCCGUUGUGGGGGACCUCGACAGGCUGAAGAUGCAGCGGUCGAGAAUGCCGUUCAACCGAGGAACUAACGCUAGCGAGAGCGUAGGGUGAAGGUCUAUUGAGAUACAAACGCGGGAGUAGCGUAGGGUGAAGGUCGACUGAGGUACUAGCGCAGCAGAAGCAAAGAGUGAAGGUUGAUGUCGAGGGGCGAAGCGGGGCACAACAGGCUAGCGCGACGACGCGACCGGAGCCUGUCCAUUAGAGGAUGGUAUCGUAUGCGGACGCCCACAAUCGGUUCGAGAGUUGCAAUACAUGUUGCGGAGAGAAGCAUUCUUCACCAGCACGAGGACGUGCUGCACUAUGAGUGGUGGAAAAUGUCACGACCCAAAAUGUCAUGACCGUGUUGAUCGUCUUAAGAACGCUGCCAUCUGGUCGUCUUGUCACGAGAGGGGUAAAGGGGCGACAUUAGCGAUAAGGCGUUGUCUGCCUGUGCAUCGUUUCUGAACGAGUCAGGAUGUGGCUAUGAAAGGGAUCAUUUCAAGAGAAGGCACAACUAGUCGGAGGCUAUUGCCGUCUCCCUGAUGAGCCCAAGGCAGGGUGAAACCAGUUGGCAUGCGUAUGCAGAGACACUGGUCUUAAGGAAGGAGUGCACCUCAAGACGCCGCACGGUCUUCGGAAGUCUAUGUCCGUGACAAGUGGUAUCAGAGCCUGGUUAGGCUGAAGAGCCUAGUUCCUCUCUCAAUACGGCAUAGGUCUAGUAUGGGCCGACCCUAUGCCUGAAUGAGAGGCAGUCCUGGGUGUGCAUAUCAGGCAGUCCAGACGCAGAUACACAUGUAUUGAGCCGUUGUGGGGGACCUCGACAGGCUGAAGAUGCAGCGUUCGAGCAUGCCGUUAAACCAAGGAAAUAAUGCUAGCGAGAGCGUAGGGUGAAGGUCGAUUGAGUUACAAACACCGGGAGUAGCGUAGGGUGAAGGUCGACUGAGGUACUAGCGCAGCAGAAGCAAAGAGUGAAGGUUGAUGUCAAGGGGCGAAGCGGUAUGUGAGCGGGGCACAGCAAGCUAGCGCGAGGACGCGACCGGAGCCUGUCCAUUAGAGGAUGGUAUCGUAUGCGAACGCCCACAAUCGGUUCGAGAGUUUCAAUACAUGCUGCAGAGAGAAGCAUUCUUCACCAGCACGAGGACGUGUUGCAUUAUGAGUGGUGGAGAAUCUCGCGACCCGAAAUGUCGUGACCGUGUUGAUCGUCUUAAGAACGCUGCCAUCCGGUCGUCUUGCCACGAGAGGGGUAAAGGGGGCGACAUUAGCGAUAAGGCGUUGUCUGCCUGUGCAUCGUUUUUGGCCAAGUCAGGAUGUGGCUAUGAAGGGGAUCACUGCAAGAGAAGGCACAACUGGUCGGAGGCCAUUGCCGUCUCCCUGUUGAGCCCAAGGCAGGACGAAACCAGUUGGCAUGCGUAUGUAGAGAGGCUGGUCUUGAGGAAGGAGUGCACCUCAAGACGCCGCACGGACUUCAGAAGUCUAUGUCCGUGACAGUAACCAUGGGUCGGGUACCUCUAAACCCAAAUCCAAACUUUCCCCUCUUGUUCUCCCCCCCCCCCCAUGCUUUCCCUAAAUUGUGUUAUUCUAAUUUCUUAUCUCUAAAAAAUCCUCAUUUCUACU
Molecule: messenger RNA, 2286 nt
Organism: Linum trigynum
Lineage: Eukaryota; Viridiplantae; Streptophyta; Magnoliopsida; Malpighiales; Linaceae
Source: the annotation of a GenBank genome assembly